Symbiodinium sp. CCMP2456 is the source of this 1320-nucleotide messenger RNA. The record is from the annotation of a GenBank genome assembly. NCBI's taxonomy places the organism in Eukaryota, Dinophyceae, Suessiales, Symbiodiniaceae.
AUGUCCAUGGCAGCGCUGCGGGAUUUCUAUCAUGCCGCAGUGGACGGGUCGACUAUUGUAUCCUACUGGAAGAGGGAUCCCAAUGACAAUUUGUGCGAUAAGUUCACCCUGCUACUCGACAUGGUCGCAGGCGCAGACUGUGACGAUUCUGACGAAGAAGCAGAUGAUGACAUGGGCGCGGUGGGGUCACCAUCUCCAGGCUAUACAAGGCUUGCGCAGGACGAUGACGAGAAUCCUAUCAUAUCUGACAAGAUCCUCAGCUCCGUGUCCCAUGAGACAAAUAAAGUUUUGGAAGAUCUGGGAAACAAGGCACCUAUGACCAAUGGAAGGAGGAGGUGUCCUUUGUGUCCAUUUAGAUCAUUUACUCAGCUGCGUCUCCUUCGAACCCAUGUUCAGAAACAUCACACGUCAAAGAAUCAGUACGUCUGUUCGGGCACAAAGCAAAUCAAAGUUAUUCUUGCACUAUAUGAUCAUGCAGCCUCGUCUCAAACGAGAGCCGCAGACUUGUUGCAGACAAGUGCAGCCGUGAUGCGGGCGACUAUUGAACCUGCCCUAUGUGAACGCAUCAACUGCAUCGACAAGCAGAUCAGACAGGUUCUUGAUGCGGAUGGUCCUCACUACGUGAACGUGUCUGCCAUUGGCGCCACGCUGCAGGUUAUGGGUCAGGCUCCUUGUCGUGCCUCUAAGAAAGUCAGGGACGAAGCUCCCUUCGGAGACGCUGUGGCAUGGAGGCGCCUACUGACCGUCAGAGGGAGAACGGGUGCUGUACUCAUGAUGCACCCCCUACAGAAUGAGUCCUCUGAGCAAAUCGUCGAGGCCAUGCAACAGAACUUUACCGAGGAACAACUGCAAUCUGUGCGUUAUGUCGGCACAGAUAGUCCUUCGGAGAAGUUAUUUACACAGCUGCAGUACAUUUGCCCGAAUCUGGAGGCGUUGAUGCUGGAUCCUAUUCAUCUUGCUAUAGUAUACGAAUAUGCAUUCUGGAACAAGAAAAGUUCAGGAUCAAAACAGCUGCGUCGGAUUCUUCGUAAAUGCAUCGCAGUGGAUUCGAGUCUGGACAAGAACUACUGGCAAUUGCCGUACGAUGGAAAGAUGGCGAGGCCUCUGGGUGAUGCGGAAAAUAAGUUCAGGGAUAUGAUUCUCGACCUCUCCAUGUCUGAACGCGAGGCUGUGCAGUUGUUGGAUCAAUUGGACCAGGACACUCCAUUUCUCAAUCGUGUGGAGUUCAUCAAAUCGGUGGCCGCAUUGUGUCGCAUCUACAAAUCCGAGGUGACGCGUGCGGCUGCAGGGCCCAACAAAGCCAUCAACAAGAUAGUUUGA